Molecule: messenger RNA, 1102 nt
Organism: Alnus glutinosa
Lineage: Eukaryota; Viridiplantae; Streptophyta; Magnoliopsida; Fagales; Betulaceae
Product: GATA transcription factor 1
Exons: 2
Coding region: 170-877 (235 amino acids)
Biological process (GO): regulation of DNA-templated transcription
Molecular function (GO): sequence-specific DNA binding; zinc ion binding
Source: RefSeq, a predicted model, not a curated record
CAAAGUGCAAAAAUCUACGUCCCUUCGUUCUCACCCAAAAACCCUCAACGCAUCGUGAUAAUAAUAACCAAAAGAAGGAGAGAGAAAAGGCUCUCUGUCUGUGUUCUCUGAUAAAAGAAGAAAAAGCUCUUUGUUGGGUUUGGUUUGGUUUCUCUCUUUCUCCGUAGAAAUGGAAGCUCCUGGCACGACGGCUUGCUUUGUGGACGACCUGCUGAACUUCGCGUCCGACAUAGGCGAGGAAGACGACGAAGAAGAAAAUCCCAGAAGGCCUCUUGCUUCGCUUGACCCCAGCCCUGAGGAAGACCUAGAAUGGAUAUCGAACAAGGAUUCGUUCCCGAAAGUGGAAACAGUCGCCGACUUCCUCUCGGAGCACCCGGAAAGCCUGUCCAAGCACCACAGCCCCGUGUCGGUGCUUGAGAGCAGCACCACCAGCACCCACAGCAACAACAGCAACAGCAACAGCACGACUCUUAUUAGCUGCUGCGGCAGCCUCAAGGUGCCCGUGCGGGCGCGCAGCAAGCGACGCCGGACGCGUCGCCGCGACAUGCCGUGCCAGCUGCAGCACUGGUGGACCCGCCAGCAACCCAGCAGGAAGCCCAAACCGGUGUCCGCCACCACCACGAUUGGGAGGCAGUGUCAGCAUUGCGGGGCCGAAAAGACCCCGCAAUGGCGGGCGGGGCCGGCCGGGCCCAAAACACUCUGUAAUGCUUGCGGGGUGCGGUACAAGUCCGGGCGGCUCGUGCCCGAGUACCGCCCGGCCAGCAGCCCGACAUACUCAGCCGAGGUGCAUUCGAAUUCGCACAGGAAGAUACUGGAGAUGAGGAAGCACAAGCAUGUGGGGAUGGGGAUGGUAGUGAAGCCUGUGGAUAAAGGGUAGGCUAGGAUAGUGUGGUGAGUGUUGGUAGUAAUUUAUCUUCUAUUUGUCACAUUUUUAGCAUAGGUAGGAGUUAGGGGUUUGUAAUGCGGGGGUUUAGAUAGAGUUAGUGAAAGUUAUUUUUGUGUUAGGGGAAUUUUUGGACUUUAGUGUGUUUGGUUAUGCUAUAGACUAGAAACACAAGAUAGUGUUCCUUGGCUUUUGCCCAAUUUAAUUCUUUUUGCUCUA